This is a messenger RNA of Echinops telfairi (small Madagascar hedgehog), 1549 nucleotides long. RefSeq names its product transmembrane protein 59 like (gene TMEM59L). Lineage: Eukaryota; Metazoa; Chordata; Mammalia; Afrosoricida; Tenrecidae. The coding region runs from base 36 to 1064 and encodes 342 amino acids. The record is from RefSeq and is a predicted model, not a curated record. The transcript is spliced from 8 exons.
CUCGGCGACGCGCCCAGGACCCCGCGCCCGAGGCCAUGGCGACCGCCGCGCUGCUGCCGCUGCUGCCGCUGCUGCUGCCGCCGCCUACUGCCCCCACACCCCUGGCCCGCGACCCCUUUGCCCCGCAGCUCGGGGACACGCAGAGCUGCCAGCUGCGGUGCCGCGACCGGGACCGCGACCCGGGCCUUCGACCCUCGCAGGCAGGGCCUGAGAGCCCCUCGGAGUCUCCCUACGACAGGGCAGUCCUAGUCAGCGCCUGCGAGCGGGGCUGCCGCCUCUUUUCCAUCUGCCGCUUCGUGGCCCGGAGCUCCAAGCCCAACGCCACCCAGGCUGAGUGUGAAGCAGCAUGUGUGGAGGCCUACGUGAAGGAACCAGAGCAGCAGGCCUGCAGCGAGGGGUGCUGGAGCCAGCCGCCAGAGCCGGAGCCCGAGCCCGAGCGAAAGAGAAAGGUCCUGGAAGCUCCGAGUGGGACCCUCUCGCUCCUGGACCUGUUCUCCACCCUCUGCAAUGACUUUGUCAACUCGGCCCAGGGCUUGGUGUCUUCCACCUGGACAUACUACCUGCAGACAGACAACGGGAAGGUGGUGGUGUUCCAGACACAGCCGGUGGUGGAGAGCCCCGUGCCCGAGGGGGCACAUCUGCAGCGAGUGGAAGUGACGUGGCGUGGAUCCCACCCUGAGGCCCUGGAGGUGCAUGUGGACCCGGUAGGCCCCUUGGACAAGGUGAAGAAGGCCAAGAUCCGAGUAAGGACCAGCAGCAAAGUCAAGGUGGAAUCUGAAGAGGCCCAGGACAACGACUUCCUCAGCUGCAUGUCCCGGCGCUCGGGGCUCCCCAGGUGGAUCCUGGCCUGCUGCCUCUUCCUGUCUGUGCUGGCGAUGCUGUGGCUAAGCUGCUCCACCCUGGUGACCGCACCUGGCCAGCACCUCAAGUUCCAGCCUCUGACCUUGGAGCAGCACAAGGGCUUUCUGAUUGAGCCAGAGUGGGCCCUGUACCCGCAGUCGUCGCACCCCUGUGAGGACAGCCCUCCACCUUACCAGCUGAAGCUGGACCUCACCAAGCUGUAGGCCCCUGGCCCUGACCCUGGCUGAUUGACGGAGCUCCUUGGGAUAGGGGUGGGGGUGGGGCUUCUUGGGUGGGGCUUGCCCUGAGUCCCAGACUGCUGUGGAUGGGGCUGCCCUUGUUCUCUCCCCUAAAUCCUUUUGCUCGCCUCAUCCUGCCCCUCCUUUGGGGGCCUGGGAGAUGGGCCACUGGAUCCCACCUUGGCUCCUCCUCCCAUUCCCCCCCUCUACACCCAGUGCUACUUUUUGUCUUCUGUCUUGUGGCUUCCUGAGAAUUUGAACCCAGUCCUGUGUCACCUCCUCCUUCCCUCCCUGCCUCCCUCCCUCGCCCCUCUCAGGGGGUGCGGAGGACCUGGGAGUUGCCUCUCUCCAGCGAGGGGCUGCCUCCUGCUUUCCUGCCUGGCCUCCUGGGAUUGCAGCCCACCCCAGAGGGUGUGGCUGGGCCUGCUGCAUGGGGCAUGGGGAGGAAUAAACAGUGUAUAUAAAAUGUG